This is a messenger RNA of Lentinula edodes (shiitake mushroom), 1176 nucleotides long. RefSeq lists its product as uncharacterized. Lineage: Eukaryota; Fungi; Basidiomycota; Agaricomycetes; Agaricales; Omphalotaceae. The transcript has a single exon. The record is from RefSeq and is a predicted model, not a curated record. Bases 119 to 901 code for a protein of 260 amino acids.
AUGGCAAUUGGACUCAAUCUGUAGUCAUUAUCAUAUCUCGAUAUUAGUAUUCUUCCAAAGCGAAGCGAACACUCAAAGACGUAACGUAAGCAAACUUGACUCUUCUACAGUGACGUUGAUGCUGUCCUCGCUUUUCACCAAAAAACCUCAGCGCGAAAAUGCUGCAGAGUCGCCUAAGGUCACUGAAGCGCCGCAAGUCUUGAAUAGAACAUCGAAAAGUCCGCCCCAUUCGCUAGUCACCGGCUUACACACUCCACACGAUGCUGCACUAGCAGAAUUAUACGCGACACCUUCAGAGCACUUUGAACAUGAGUCUGAAGGGGGCACAAUCGAGGAAGCUCAUGCGUCUGUCAGCCUUCCUUCACCAGCUAUCGCCACCUCUAAUCACCCUGACCCUCGCGAAGUCGUCGGAGAUCCCUUCAAUGGACAAAAGCUGGGAAUACUUGGCCUUCCUGAUUCCAAUCUGAAUCCUGAAGCUCAUAUCCCUCUGAGUGAUGCCGCUAGUCGCAACGAAGAGAUAUGGUCUCGACUGUCUACCGUUAUAGAUCUGCAAAGUCAAAUUGCAACUCUGCACCUCGAGAUGGAGGGAAUAGGUGGCAAGGGUGACCAAGGAAAGGGUAAAGGGAAGGCAAAUAAGGCGCCCAACGUCAGCAAGCGACCUCCAGUGCGCGCUGCCAGUAGCACAGCGGAGUUAUUGGAUCUCGAACACGAUGAGGGAGUUGGCGUUGGAGAUGACGAGGAUGAAGAGCAGAGGAAGGAUAGAGAGAGGGAAGAAGAUUUUGCAAGGCUAGCCGACCAGUUCGAGGGGAGGAAAGAAGGCGUGAAGAGCAUUAUGUCAAAGGUGAUUGUCUACUUUAUUCCACUGUCUCAUUUACCGAACAACGUGCUUCUAGCUCGAUGAAUUAUCACUGGCGUUGACCGAGUUUCACGCGUUGCAGGCACCCAACAUCCAUUUUCCCUCUUCAAGGCACAACUCCUUUCCUGUCACUACCCCUACUUCUAGUAUCCAGACUACCCAAUCACCUGUAACGCUUCCUCCCAUCAUUUCAAUACCAAAAGAUCGUCCCUCUAAUAGUAUUCUGAGUCCUUCGCGUAUGUUGGACAGUCCUGACUCUGCUGAGAGUCACGAGUUCCGAUGAUGUGGUUUGCAUUCGAUUCUGGAUCUCAUUUCUCCCA